GGCCAGGGCGGCCCGGGCGGCCCGUCCGUGGCGGCGGCGCGGGCCCCCGGCGCGUUGCCGCCCGCCUCCCGGCCCGGGCCGCGUCGGUGUCCGGGCGCCGCGGCCAUGGCGGCCAGCGCCAAGCGGAAGCAGGAGGAGAAGCACCUGAAGAUGCUGCGCGACAUGACGGGGCUGCCGCACAACCGCAAGUGCUUCGACUGCGACCAGCGCGGCCCCACCUACGUGAACAUGACGGUCGGCUCCUUCGUGUGCACGUCCUGCUCCGGCUGCCUGCGAGGGUUAAAUCCACCGCACAGGGUGAAAUCUAUCUCUAUGACAACAUUCACACAACAGGAAAUUGAAUUUCUGCAAAAACAUGGAAAUGAGGUCUGUAAACAGAUUUGGCUAGGAUUAUUUGAUGAUAGAUCUUCAGCAAUUCCAGACUUCAGGGAUCCACAAAAAGUGAAAGAGUUUCUACAAGAAAAAUAUGAAAAGAAAAGAUGGUUUGUCCCACCAGAGCAAGCCAAAGUGGUGGCAUCAGUUCAUGCAUCUAUUUCAGGGUCCUCUGCCAGUAGCACAAGCAGUACACCUGAGGUUAAACCCUUGAAAUCUCUUUUAGGAGAUUCAGCACCAGCAUUGCACUUAAAUAAGGGCACACCUAGUCAGUCCCCUGUUGUAGGUCGCUCUCAAGGACAACCACAGGAAAAGAAGCAGUUCGACCUUUUAAGUGAUCUUGGCUCAGACAUCUUUGCUGCUCCAGCUCCGCAGUCCACAGCCACGGCCAAUUUUGCUAACUUUGCACACUUCAACAGCCAUGCAGCUCAGAAUUCUGCAAAUGCAGAUUUUGCAAACUUUGAUGCGUUUGGACAGUCUAGUGGUUCGAGUAAUUUUGGAGGUUUCCCCACAGCAAGUCACUCUCCUUUUCCGCCCCAAACAGGUGCAAGUGCUGGAUCAGUAAAUGCUAAUUUUGCUCAUUUUGAUAACUUCCCCAAAUCCUCCAGUGCUGACUUUGGAACCUUCAACACUUCUCAGAGCCAUCAAACAGCAUCAGCAGUCGGUAAAGUUCCAUCGAAUAAAGCUGCUCUACAAACUGCAGAUAAAUAUGCAGCACUUGCUAAUUUAGACAAUAUCUUCAGUGCUGGGCAAGGUGGUGAUCAGGGAACUGGCUUUGGAGCUGCUGGAAAAGCUCCUGCUGGUUCUGUGGUUUCGGUUCCUAGUCAGCCGAGUGCAUCCUCAGACAAGUAUGCGGCCCUUGCGGAACUGGACAGUGUUUUCAGCUCUGCAGGCACCUCGAGUAAUGCAUAUACUUCCACAAGUAACGCCAGCAGCAGUGUGUUUGGGACGGUGGCCGUGGGCGCGUCUGCACAGACACAGCCUGCCUCUGCAAGUGUGCCUGUUCCGUUUGGAGGUGCGCCUUCUACAAAUCCAUUUGUUGCUGCUGGUGGUCCUUCUGUUGCAUCUUCGACAAACCCCUUUCAGACCAAUGCCAGAGGAGCAACAGCAAUGCAUUCUCAAGUGUUUCCUCACGCUCAUUUUGCCGCCACGUUUGGCACCGCCUCCAUGAGCAUGCCCGCGGGCUUCGGCACGCCUGCCCCCUACAGUCUUCCCACCAGCUUCAGCGGCAGCUUCCAGCAGCCUGCCUUCCCCGCCCAAGCCGCGUUCCCUCCGCAGACAGCUUUCUCGCAACAGCCCAAUGGUGCAGGUUUCGCAGCAUUUGGACAAACCAAGCCAGUGGUGACCCCUUUUGGUCAAGUUGCAGCUGCUGGAGUAUCCAGUAAUCCUUUCAUGACUGGUGCACCGACAGGACAAUUUCCAACGGGAAGCUCAUCAACCAAUCCUUUCUUAUAGCCUUAUAUAGACACUUUACUGGAACGAACUUUUUUGUGGUCACAUUACAUCUCUCCGCCUCUUGCACUGUUGUCUUGUUUCACUGAUCUUAGCUUUAAAUACAAGAGAAGUCUUUAAAAAGCCUGCAUUGUGUAUUAAACACCAGGUAAUGAUGUGCAAAACAGAGGGCUCCAGUAACAACGUUUAACCUGUGAAUUGGCAGAAAAAAAGGUAGCGGUAUCAUGUAUAUUAAAAAUUGGCUAAUAUUAAGUUAUUGCAGAUACCACAUUCAUCAUGCUGCAGUACUGUACAUAUUUUUCUUAGAAAUUAGCUAUUUGUGCAUAUCAGUAUUUGUAACUUUAACACAUUGUUAUGUGAGAAAUGUUACUGGGGAAAUAGAUCAGCCACUUUUACGGUGCUGUCAUAUAUCUUGGAAUGAAUGACCUAAAAUCAUUUUAACCAUUGCUACUGGAAAGUUACAAAGUCAAAAUCGGAAGGUUUUAUUCAUCCUUGAAUUUUUCCUUUCUAAAGAGCUCUUCUAUUUAUACAUGCCUAAAUUCUUUAAAAAUGUAGAGGGAUACCUGUCUGCAUAAUAAAGCUGAUCAUGUUUUGCUACAGUUUGCAGGUGAAAAAAAAUAAAUAUUAGAAAAUAUGCUA
Sorex araneus (European shrew) is the source of this 2463-nucleotide messenger RNA. RefSeq names its product ArfGAP with FG repeats 1 (gene AGFG1). The record is from RefSeq and is a predicted model, not a curated record. Gene Ontology annotation, cellular component: cytoplasmic vesicle. Gene Ontology annotation, molecular function: GTPase activator activity. The transcript is spliced from 14 exons. NCBI's taxonomy places the organism in Eukaryota, Metazoa, Chordata, Mammalia, Eulipotyphla, Soricidae. The coding region runs from base 106 to 1827 and encodes 573 amino acids.